Microplitis demolitor is the source of this 1234-nucleotide messenger RNA. RefSeq lists its product as uncharacterized. The coding region runs from base 341 to 688 and encodes 115 amino acids. The record is from RefSeq and is a predicted model, not a curated record. The transcript is spliced from 4 exons. NCBI's taxonomy places the organism in Eukaryota, Metazoa, Arthropoda, Insecta, Hymenoptera, Braconidae.
GAAGUAUUUGAAUUUAAAAUAGAGUGGAAAUUGUAUCAAGGCGACGGUAUUAGAUAUUUUUUAUCUCAUAUCGCGUUUUAUUGUAAAAUAUUUGUUAUAUAUCUCGGUUGUAAUAACUUUUAAACUGGUAACGGCACCUUUCUCCCACUUAUUUUUCGUGCCCGCUGCACAAGGACGCGAUCGCUGGAUUCAAGUCAAGUCUCAGACACACACAGACUCUUUAAGUUACCAGGUGAUUGCAGGUGUGAUACUCAGUAUUCAAAACUUAUCAUUUCCUUAAAAAACUUUUUUUUUAAUACCAAUUUCCGGUCCGUAUCAACGGAUACAUUUUUCCGAAGAGAUGGGUGUUCGAGUACUUGCUGCAAUUGUUCUUAUCAGUAUAAUUGUUGCCGUAAAUGCUGGGGAUAUGAUGAGAAAAAGUAUUGUAUUUGAUAAAAAUACACCUGAUGUAUUUUAUUGCCCGCAACACAAACCCGCGGGAUUUGAAAAAAUGAUUGUCAAAGCAAAACCACUGUCAAGAUUAUGCCAAUUUGAAGGCGGGCCCAUUCCUGAAGACUAUAAAAGUGAUUGCUAUAAUGACGUUGACGAAACAGAGUACGCUUGUAAAGAGAAGUACAGAAUUAUGAAACGACUGAAAAAAAUGGAAAAAGAAAACGAGCCGAUCGACAACGAGUACACCGACAAAUAGAUGAAUAUUCAUGACGCUAUAUACUGCUAUUCAUCGUCAUCUAUAUACGGGAUAACACGAUACAUUAUACACUAAAGCUAAAGCUAAUGGGCAAAUCAUCCAAACUAAUAAUUACGCGUAUAUAUAUAUCACGCUAAUUACUACUAUUAUUGAUGAUACUCAAGUUAGAAGACAGUAAAAAAUUUUUGGUUUUUUUUCGACAAAUUCAUUGAGAAAAAAUAACUUAUAGAAAUAUUUUAGUUUUUUCUUAUAAGAAAUUUUAAAUCUGAAAUAUUUUUAAUAAAAAAAUUUAAUGGCUUCAUUUAAAAUCAUUUUUUAAUUUGAAUUUUCUUCUGUCUCUUGCAAUUUUUUAAAAUAUUUUUUUUAUCAUUUGUCAUUUUGAAAAAAAAUUUAAAAAUUACUAAACGUCAGAUAAUUUGAGUAUCAUCUAAUAUUGAAUGAUUAAUUAAUUAAUUAAUUAAUUAAUAAUAAAUUAACAUACAGUUAUAUCUACAAGUAUAGAAAGGUUUUACAAUAAUUUUUUUAAAACUAAACGGUUAUCAAACU